This is a messenger RNA of Sardina pilchardus (European sardine), 777 nucleotides long. It is a transcript of the gene bmerb1, whose product is annotated as bMERB domain containing 1. Gene Ontology annotation, biological process: negative regulation of microtubule depolymerization. The coding region runs from base 132 to 746 and encodes 204 amino acids. The record is from RefSeq and is a predicted model, not a curated record. Lineage: Eukaryota; Metazoa; Chordata; Actinopteri; Clupeiformes; Clupeidae. The transcript has 6 exons. Gene Ontology annotation, cellular component: microtubule cytoskeleton.
AUCAACCCAGUUCGGUGGAGCGCACUGAAGACUGAUUUCGCCUGAACGGUACACAGGACCAAGUUACAAGCCUGUGAGAUCAAACCAAAAGGACUGAAGUGAGAUCUUUUUAACAACUUGGAUUUGCAAAGAUGUCUGUCUCCACUAUGGAAUUAAAAAAAUCUAUUUCGGACUCUGAGAGAACGUUGAAGAGCUACGGCGCUGUGCAAGAGACCGACUGGAACACGGAUAAAGGUCCGGGCGACGUGUCCAUGAUCGACAGCACCAUGUCCCCGGACGAGAUCGAGGUGGAGAUGGCGCGCAUCCAGCGUCUCCGCGAGGUCCUGGUGCGCCGCGAGUCCGAGCUGCGCUACAUGAUGGAUGACAUUCAGCUGUGCCAAGACAUCAUGAGCCUGAAGCAGGAGCUGAGGAAGAUCGUGCUGGUGCCAGAGAGAGAGAAGACCAAGAAGCACCGGCAGGGCGAGGAGGAGUUAAUCCAGAAGAUCCAUAAACUGGUGCAGAAGAGGGACUUCCUGGUGGACGACGCGGAGGUGGAGAGAUUACGGGAGCAGGAGGAGGACAAGGAGAUGGCCGACUUCCUCCGGCUCAAGCUCAUGUCGCUGGAGAAGCUGGCCAAAGUGGCCGAGGGUCCUGCCAAGCCCAAGAGAACCGUCCCGGAGCCUCCGCCCAACAAGCCCUCCGUCGUCAAGUCCAGCGUCGCCAUCAUCAAGGACUGCUGCGGUGCCACCCAGUGUGCCAUCAUGUAACGAAACGUCCCCCCACCCCCAACAACCCUUC